AUGGAGCAAGGUACCCGAGAGCCAUGUUAUACUUGUCGUCGUCGCCGCAUUCAAUGCGACAGAUCCCAAAUGCCUUGUGCCAAAUGUGUCAAGGCCGGAAUAGAGUGCUUCGACACUAGACCACUAAGAUGGGUCAAAGGGAUUGCCAUUCGGGGUAAGAUGCAAGGGCACUCAUACGAUGGCCAUUCAGCUGCUUCGCCCGUGGCCACUAUCAUACACACGUCAACCAAAUCGGAGCAAUCUCUCGUCAAAUCCUCUACCAGAAACCUUCAGCCGACAGUCAUCAACUUUCCAUUUAUGGUGCAACAUCCAUCGUUCUCAACAAUGAACAGAAUCUCUAAAUAUUACCUGGACUAUUGUGGGUCCUCUCUUACGGAGUUCUUCCAAAAGCGAGAACGCGCUGACGAACGACAUCCAGAUAAUGAGCGCAUAUGCAAACUCUUCAUUGUGUACGACAGUGAAAGAAAUCCUUUCAGAAAUCUCAUCCCGCUUGGAUUCGAGGAUCCAGUUCUACUGAAGGCUAUUCUUACUCUAGCCGCACGCCAUCAUGCCAACAGUGGUCAGCCUUUCCACCAACUUGAAGGCACCGCGUCACCUGAGUUCAUCAAAAUCAAUCACGAUGCACUUCUCUUCAAACACGAGGCCGUGAAAGCACUCUCAAGUGCUCUAGCUGAUACAUCAUCAGCCAAGCGUGACUCUAUAGUGGCCAGUAUUUUCCUAUUGAUAUUUCUGGAUCUCCUCGAAUCUGGCAGUAGUGGUUGGAAUUUCCACCUUGAGGGUGCCAAGCGUUUGAUCGCCUAUACAGAGCCUCCCGAAAGUCAAAACGGGAUAAAUGGUGGGCUUGGACAAACCGUGCAGGAGAUACGAACAUUCAUGAUGAAGCAAAUACACUUAAUUGAAAUCCUUGGGGCGACAUUUCUUCGACCAAAACUAUUAUCCCAGCCCACGCCUUAUAACCAAUCUGACGCUGAGCCACCGGAAGCCAUCGAACAGUCCUUUUUGGGGUGCCCAGGAUAUCUUUUAUCGGCUAUACAGCGUCUCUCUGCGCGAAGAGACAGCAUCGCUGGCCCCGAGCCUCUUGAUGAUAUCGCUAUUCAGUCUCAUGUACGAGAGACUACUGCUGUGAUACAUCAAAUUCAAGCCUUUGAUUGCUACAUUUGGGCCUGCAGUCUCAAGCAACCGCAACCUCAAUCUUCCUCUAGGCAAGAGAUCGGCAAUCUUUGCAAACUGUCACAGACCUACAAGACUGGAGCUCUGAUCUACGGAGGACGUAUCCUAGACGCUUUGAGUCAGGAUACCACUCCACCUUCGGGACAGGAUGGCUUGGUUUCCGAAUCCCUCGGACUGAUCGAUGCCCUAAGAGAAGACCAAGAUUUGUUCAAGUGCAUACUUUGGCCGAUCUUUGUGACCGGUCUAGAAUGCCGAUGGCAGGCUGAACGAGAAUUUCUCACUGGCUGCUUAGACAAAUUCUGGAUAGCGACGAAGUGUUUGAAUGUGAUUAAUGCGGCUGAAAUCUUGCAGGAAUAUUGGCAGCAAGAAGACAGCAAACCCCCCGGGGAGAACUCGUCACGUUGGAUUUUCAAUAUUGGUCGUGCGGGCCAGGACUGGCUCCUGAUAUAG
Messenger RNA from Penicillium lagena, 1620 nucleotides. Its product is annotated as Zn(II)2Cys6 transcription factor. The record is from RefSeq and is a predicted model, not a curated record. The coding region runs from base 1 to 1620 and encodes 539 amino acids. Gene Ontology annotation, molecular function: transcription cis-regulatory region binding; DNA-binding transcription factor activity, RNA polymerase II-specific; zinc ion binding. The transcript is spliced from 2 exons. Lineage: Eukaryota; Fungi; Ascomycota; Eurotiomycetes; Eurotiales; Aspergillaceae. Gene Ontology annotation, biological process: positive regulation of transcription by RNA polymerase II. Gene Ontology annotation, cellular component: nucleus.